Ectocarpus siliculosus is the source of this 2770-nucleotide messenger RNA. The record is from the annotation of a GenBank genome assembly. Lineage: Eukaryota; Phaeophyceae; Ectocarpales; Ectocarpaceae.
AUGUUUGGACGCACCCCCACUUUCUCCCCCCCCGUUCCUGAAAGAUGCAAUUUCCUCCAAUUCUGGGGUCGGGGCUCUCCUGGCAGCCGUUAUUCUUUGCUUCGACCUCAACGUUUCUCGCAGUUGUCAGAAGCGCGAGACGCUCGCGCGAAGAGAAAGGACGAACAUGUGACUGAGGUGAUCGGACACAGCAGCCACGUCACGGUCUACGCCUUGGAUGUCAGCACCAAGGCUUGGGAGCGGAAGGGGAUGGAGGGGAGUCUUUUCGUCGUCCGGAGAAAAAGUCAUCCGCACUUCAUGAUGAUGGUCUUGAACCGGCUGGGCUUCGACCACAUGUCCCAGGGCAUCACGCAGUCCUUCAAGGUGCACAGGCUGGAGGACUACCUGAUGUUCUCGUGCAAGACGCCGUGCUACUUCGGAGACAAGCCGUCCCCCAAUGGUCACCUACACGGGGUUUGGUUCCACAGCCCCGACGAGCGUGACCAGAUGCAAGCUCUGCUCGAGCGCAUCAUGCAGGUCCAAAACGCCGACGGUGCGAGGAGCAGCGGCAACGGUCCGGCGCCGACGUCCUCGUCCUCUUCGUCGUCGCAGUCGGCGUCCGAAGCCCCCGAUCAGCAGCGAGGGUCACAGCAGCAGCAGCAGCAGCAGAGGACGCACACCAACGGCAACGGCGGCAGCAGACAUCAACCACAACAACCGCAGCCAGCCCCACCACCACAACCUCCUCAACAACCCCAGGUUCGCCGGCACAACGCUGCGCAGACCCCUGCGUCAGCAGCAGCGGCGGCGGCGGUGUCGCCCCCGCCUGGGCUGCCGCACCCGCAGCAGGCAGGGAGUUCCCGGGCAGGCGUUGUUGUGGACAGGAUGUCCGGUUCUUCGGCGGCAGCGUCGGUGUCAACAUCGGCCGCGCCGGUGGCGAUCGCUCCGGACCCCUUGAUCCGAACGAGCGCGGAUGCGGCGAGCAUGCUCCUCACGCCAUCGCAGUUGCUGCUAUCGGCGGAGAACAGCAGCACCACCAACAGCAGCGGCAGCCGUUCUUCGUCGGCUGCGAGCCAGCGGGGAGGCGAUGGCAUCACCAACAGCGGCACUGCUGCUGCUGCUGCGGGCGGUGCAAGGGCAGCAGCGGGCCAGGCAGCAUCUGCGGCGGCGGCGGUGAAACCAAGAAAAAACGGAGAUUCCGCUUCCGCAGCGCCAGGGGUAGCGGCCGAAAGCUCGGAGGCGAGAGGCGCCGACCGGAGCGGCAAGCCGCGUGGUGGUGGCGGUGACCGUCAAGUGCAAGGCCGGAACAGCGGCAACUUGGCCGCCGCUGCUCCUACUGGUACUGCAGCUGGCGACGGAAGGCGGCGAGCAAGCGACGCGCCGGCGGGUGCUGGCGCGAAGGCGACCGGGCCUUCUGUCACCGAGAGAAGCGACGGAGGCGGCGGCGGCGGCGGCGGCGGCGGCGGAAACCAGGCAAGCCAGGAGACAGCGGUGGCGGGAAGCGGCGAGGGCGGGGCCAGCCGCGGUGGCGAUGGGCAACCCGCCGGCCUGUUGGACAAACGAGCGCUCCAGGUAACCCUCAUGUCACUCAUGGAAGACGACCGCUUCGUGGACAUGCUGCACGCUCGGUACCUGGCGCUCAUGAGGAGGCGGGCCAGCCGAUGAUGAUGGCGGUGGUGGCGUCAUGGCCAACGCGCACCAUCAUCGGCAGCUUUUCCUGCUGCCUCUGUACGUUUAUUGUUUCUUCGCUGUUGCCGCCGGGAGGUGCUUCGGCAGGCGUUCGUUUCUUGCAUCCCCCGGGAAGUCAUUGAGGGGGGCCGUGCUAUUGCGUUGGAGGUGGUUCGGCGGGUAAAUGUAGAACAGGGCCUAGAGGCGGCGAAGUCGUUGCGAGGAUCGCUCGAGCGGAGGGUAGUUCGCAAGCCAAGCGCACGCUCUGUUCGGAGCAAUGGUCGUACGAGUCAUGCGCGUGUAUAGGUUGGCAAGUUCCGGUACCAUGCAUUUGUGCACAAAAUAUCACCGUGCUCCGAAAAUUUACUUGUGCAGCGUACGUAGCACCAAACGUGGCGAAAGCCUGGCAAUGAUGGCGAUAGGUGCUACGCAGCUUUUGAGUUGUAUGAAAAGUAUUGUAUGACGACGGCGUCCGGGAGCAUGACGGCAGCCUGGUGGGCAGGCAUCUAGUGUCUGAUGUGUAGUAUUGCUGAGGUGAUUCUGUUGUUUGUGUGGGUACCUCGUAAACUUGCUCGUGAUGCUUCGAAAAAUGUUGCUGGACACAGCGGUGCCUGAUAGUCGACGCCGUGGUGUUAUGCAUAGGAGAGGGGGACCAGGCAGACUGGUGAGUAGGGCAAUGGACGCGAUUGGACGUACGCACACAAGAUGUGUUGCUUAGUUUGAUUCGGUGCAAGCCUGUGGAGUCGCGAUCGACGAACUCACGUUUUCAAACCAACGACUACACCUUUGGUGGGGGGCGAAUUUGCAUAUAUAUCUCCCGCCUUAGAGAGAACGUACCCCGUUGUCGAUAGCUAUGGCGGAGGUGCGGCUACUACUGUGACGAGCGUCGCCAACGUGGGCUUGAAUGAGCGCGACUUGUUCCGUGCAGAUAUCGAAGCUCCAGGAUACAAGCGCUGACAAUAUAUGACGAUCAUGUUUACUUAUUACCCCAAAGGAGUGAACCCGCCGUGGAUGACAUCACAUGUCGACCAGGCAAUCAGAAAUUUCCUUUCAAAAAAGCUUUCAGUUUUCAAGCUUGUCAGUUUUUUAUUUUUUCUUAUUAAGACACAACGAAUCCAUCUCG